ACAACAGAUUUUAGUCUUAAUCCAAAUACAGCAUAAUUUGGAGCAUUGCUUCGCGCUAAAAAAGAGUGUAUGCGAUGGGAGAGAAAAUAGAUUCAAAUAACUUUUCUCUGGGAACAAUCCUACGAACAAGUCUUCUCUGGCAAACGAAGGAAUUCUUCAAUAAUUCCACCCUCCAUGGUGUGAGAUACAUUGCCGAACAAGGAAGACCCUUUGCGGAGAGAUUUAUGUGGUUCUGCUUCACAGCCAUUGGGGCUGUUGCAGCAUUUAUCAUCAUCGUGAGUCUAUGGGAGAAAUUUCAAACUAAUCCCACAAUUACUGGACUCGAUACUGACUUUCACAACCAACAUGUUAUCUUUCCCACAAUCCUCAUUUGCCCCCUUGAAUCCUUUGAUGAGGAUAAAGUGAGAAGUUUUGCUCAGGAAAAGGUGGCUAAAUCAGAAACGGAUUACGAACGUUACGAAGAAUUCCUCAAAUCAAUUACAAAACUCUCCUAUUCCACCCUCGAAGAAGCAGUUAAAAUCACCGAGAUUGUAUUGCCUGACCCAAAUAUUGAGGAAUUAUCCAUUCGAUCAGUUGCCUUCAACACAGCCAUCUCAUGCCCAGACCUCUUUGUUGCUUGCGAAUUUCGAGAUGAUCCCAUUGAGUGCUGCGAGAGUUUUCUGCCCAAAUACACGGAGCAUGGGUUUUGCUAUGCCUUCAAUCCACGCUUUCAGGAAACAGAGGUGACAAUUGAUCGUUACAAGUUGCAGCAUGAACUCCUAGAGACAGAUCGCAAGUGGGCUAUUCAUCUCAUUCUCCAGCGCAGUUCUGCGGUAUUCAUUCAUGCUCAAUCUGAGAUUUCUGGAUGGGAUUUUCGUCCUCAACUUGAUUGGCGUACAGACUUUUCAUCUGAUCUUCUCAUUACAAUGAAGCAAACAUAUACCACAGAAGAGGCACGUCAGUUAAGUAUUGGACAGAGAAAGUGUAUUUUCCCCAAUGAGGUGAGCAUAAAAAGUUUUCCCUUCGAUGCGGACUAUACCUUCACGGGUUGCAUGAUGGAUUGUCGCAUACAGAAGAGCAUUAAACUUUGUCAUUGUUUGCCACCUUUCUACCACUCAAUGGUGGGAUCUCAAGUUCCCUACUGCACAGCUCAGGAGCUUAGUUGUCUCUCACGCUACGCCAGGAACAUCACGCAAAUCACGGACUGUCGUCAGUGCGAAUUGAGUUGUCUCAACACCGUCUAUGACGUGGAUAAACUCACAAAGGUCUCAAAUGCUGAAUCUACGCAUGAGGGUGGUGCCUACAUCAAUGUGGAGUACCUCACAUGGCCGAUUAUCCGAUACAAACGUGAAGUUCUUUUCGGUUGGGUAGAUCUCUUGGUGUCCUUUGGUGGCAUUGCGGGUCUCUUUCUUGGCUUCAGUCUACUAAGUGGCGUGGAGAUCUUGUACUACUUCACACUUAGGGCUUGUUGUAUGGUGUAUAAAGAUCGCGAUGUUCUCGAAGGGGUUGAACGAGAGAAAGUCAAUCGACCACCACCGAGAGUUAAUUUGAGCCUCCGAAUUGGCAAGAUUACCACAAAAACUCCCCAUAAAAAUCCCAUUAGGCCCAAGAAACAUGAGAAACCACUCAAGAUCACCCCCUUCAGACAAUCUCACAUCUCAACUAUUCAUUUAAGUGUGGCAAACACUGAAAAAUCAACCAAUUUUCCGUAUCUACCAUAAAAAUCAUGCAUAUGUGUGUUUGUUCCAUGUUUGCUUACAUUUGAGGAUUUGCUUUGGUGAGAAUGUUUCCCUUUUGCUUUCCCCCUAACAUAGAUUGAACGGAUUGAACAUUUCUCUCGCAACUCAUUCAAAUAACAUAAUUAACUGCGUGUUGUGUCAAUAAACAAUUUGAAGAGAAUAUUUGUGAUUUACGUAGUUCUGCCAGUUCAGCGACAAAAUAAAUUUAAAGAAAUCUCUUUAUGUUAAAUAUUUCAAAUUAUUCCUUUUAUUAUUUAAACUUUAUGUACAAAAACACUC
Lutzomyia longipalpis is the source of this 1997-nucleotide messenger RNA. RefSeq names its product sodium channel protein Nach (gene ppk23). The coding region runs from base 75 to 1700 and encodes 541 amino acids. The record is from RefSeq and is a predicted model, not a curated record. Gene Ontology annotation, biological process: sodium ion transmembrane transport. Gene Ontology annotation, molecular function: ligand-gated sodium channel activity. The transcript has 3 exons. NCBI's taxonomy places the organism in Eukaryota, Metazoa, Arthropoda, Insecta, Diptera, Psychodidae. Gene Ontology annotation, cellular component: membrane.